Messenger RNA from Lepus europaeus (European hare), 3871 nucleotides. It is a transcript of the gene PPM1F, whose product is annotated as protein phosphatase, Mg2+/Mn2+ dependent 1F. NCBI's taxonomy places the organism in Eukaryota, Metazoa, Chordata, Mammalia, Lagomorpha, Leporidae. Gene Ontology annotation, molecular function: protein serine/threonine phosphatase activity; cation binding. Gene Ontology annotation, cellular component: cytosol. Gene Ontology annotation, biological process: negative regulation of protein kinase activity; protein dephosphorylation. The transcript has 8 exons. The record is from RefSeq and is a predicted model, not a curated record. Bases 137 to 1447 code for a protein of 436 amino acids.
GACGGGAAGUGGGCGGGGCCGGCCGGGCGCGGGGCGCGGGGCGCUGAGCUGCGGGGCGGCAGAGUGACAACCGACCAGGGACCCUCCUGCCCCAGGCCCGGCUGCAAGCCCGGCUCUGCCCCGGGAUGCUCUGGCCAUGGCCUCGGGAGCCCCACAGAAGAGCGGCCAGAUGGCCUGCAGCACCGAGGAGAGCCCCAGCUUCCUGGACGCCCUCCUCCGCGACUUCCCGGCCCCGCUGAGCCCUGAGAGCCCGCUGCCGUGGAAGGCGCCGGGGACAGCAAUCAGCCAGGAGGAGGCGGAAGGCGAGCUAGCCGAGCUGGCGCUCAGCUUCCUGCUCAGCAGGAACGCUCCGCCACCACUUGCCGCGCCUCUGGCCCACGAGGCCCUUUCCCAGCUGCUUCAGACAGACCUGUCUGAAUUCCAGAAACUGCCCAGGGAGGAGGAGGAGGAGGAGGAAGAGGAGAAGGCCCCUGUGAUCCUGCUAGACGCCAGAGGCCUGGCGCGGAGCUUCUUCAACCAGCUCUGGGAAGUCUGCAGCCAGUGGCAGAAGCAGGUGCCGUUGGCGGCCCGGGUCCCACAGCGGCAGUGGCUGGUCUCCGUCCACGCCAUCCGGAACACUCGCCGCAAGAUGGAGGACCGGCACGUGUGCCUGCCUGCCUUCAACCAGCUCUUUGGCCUGUCAGACGCCGUGGACCGCGCCUACUUCGCUGUGUUUGAUGGGCACGGAGGCGUGGAUGCCGCGAGGUACGCCGCCGUCCACGUGCACGCCAACGCCGCCCGCCGGCCGGAGCUGCCCACGGACCCCGCUGGAGCGCUGAGAGCGGCCUUCCGGCACACUGACGACAUGUUUCUCAGGAAAGCCAAGCGCGAGCGGCUGCAGAGUGGCACCACGGGUGUGUGUGCGCUCGUCACGGGCACCACCCUGCACGUUGCCUGGCUCGGAGACUCGCAGGUCAUCCUGGUGCAGCAGGGGCAGGUGGUGAAGCUGAUGGAGCCGCACAAGCCCGAGCGACAGGACGAGAGGGCACGCAUCGAGGCACUGGGCGGCUUCGUGUCUCACAUGGACUGCUGGAGAGUCAAUGGGACCCUGGCCGUCUCCAGAGCCAUCGGGGACAUCUUCCAGAAACCCUAUGUGUCGGGAGAGGCAGACGCGGCCUCACGGGAGCUGACGGGCUCCGAGGACUACCUGCUGCUCGCCUGCGAUGGCUUCUUCGACGUCGUCCCCCACCAGGAAGUGGCCGGCCUGGUCCAGAGCCACCUGGUCAGGCAGCAGGGCAGUGGGCUGCUCGUGGCCGAGGAGCUGGUGGCCGCAGCCCGGGAUCGGGGCUCGCACGACAACAUCACGGUCAUGGUGAUCUUCUUCAGGGACCCCCGAGAGUUGCUCGAGGGCGGGGCCCAGGGGGCGGGGGCCUGCCAGGCAGCCUCUGGGAAGCCAGGACCCGCCUGAGACCAGCACUCCACAGAGAAGCUAGGCGGUCCGCGCCCCGCCCCGCCCCGCCACCCUCCCCCAUCCAUGAGAUUCUCCACUCCCCUCCCCCACAGAGGCCUUAGGGACCAGAGGCUGCAGUGAGCAGGGGUGGCCACCCACACACUGCUCGCCCGCACCCCCGAGCCACUUGUGGUGCUGUCCUGGUGGCCCUGGGAGCCAGAGGGUGGCAGGCGAAUCUAGAAGGAAGCCUCACCAAAGGGACAGCCCGGGGGGUGGGGGGGGCAGUCAGCCACCUCAGUGCCCAGCAGCUCCCUGGGUAGGACCAGAGGCCACAGGCACCCAGAACAGAGGAAGGUGGAGCAGUGGGGUGUGGGAGGGUCUGUAGGACCCUGGGGCGGGGCCGGGAGUCCUGGCCGGCUUCAAGUGCGCCCUGAGGUCUUGCCAGAGGGGGAGGGGCGGGGGGGGUGUCUCAUGGCUGUGGCUGCUGCUAGGCAGGUCCGGAGCAGCCGCGCCAGCAUCCCAAAGAGGGGGAGAGCGGCCUCUUUGGGAAGCAAGAGCACCCCACCUGCUCGCUCCACCGCACCCUGUGGCGGGCUGGGCCUCGCGGGCCCUGGUGGGGCGAAGCCGGGAGCCGGCAGGAGCCUCGCGGUGUCUCUGCUAGCCAGCUUUCUCCAGGGGAGUCUUAACUCAAGCAGUAUUUCAGGUUUUAUCCUUAUUUUCUCAGUGCCAACGUGACCCUGUUGCGUCACAUAAUUUAAGCAGAGUUUAGCCUUUAUUUUAUUCCUUAGAAAGCUUAAGUAUUGACUUUUUGGUUGUUUUUUUUUUUUUUUAACUAUUUUUCUGGGAAACUUUUUUUUUCUCUUUUGCAGUAUUACUGAAUGUUUUGUUGAGCAGAACAGACUUUUCCAGGUAGUGUUAACAAGCCACUCAAGUGCCUUAACCAGCUUAGAGGAGGGUGGAAGGGCCGGGGCUGGGUGGGGUGCUGAGCAGGGGCGUGGGGCACGCACAGUGGGUUAGGGAGAUCUUUCUGGAAGCAGGGUUCCUGCAUCUUUGUGAUACCCCCCAAGAGGCAUGACAGGCACCUUGGGGCUGUGCCGAGGGCCUGCCCAUCCCCCCACCUCAGCCCUCCUGCUAGAGCCCCUGGCUGGAUCCCAGGCACAGAAAGGGACCUUGGCUGCUGUGGGAUAGUGGCUUGUAUGUUUGUGACCACGCUGGCCUCCUUGGGAAAGAUGCCCAGAGGCUGCCUGCCCGUCUCUGCCUUGGUCUGGAGGCCGCCAUGGCACAGGCCACACGCCCCAGCCCUCACGGCUGGCACCAACCCCUGGCCUGCCCCUGCAGCCUGAGCAGCAGCCCUGGACAAUCCCUGGACGCCGUGGGGCUCACGUGAAGCUGCAGGUGGCAGUGCUGGGCAAGGGUGCCGGGCAGAGGGCCGGGGGAUGAGCAGGGCAGUGAGUGGCUUAGCUCAUGGGGAUGGGGAGAGGUGUGGCCGUGAGGGCCUGCAGGUCACGGAGCCUCCAGGCUCACGGCUCACAGAAAGGACGGGUGCACAGGCACCCAGCCCUCCUGCGCUCGCCCCAUGCCUUGCUCCCUUGCUGUGGGGCUCCCAGCGGGAAGUGUCCGCAGUACUCUCACUGCUUCUACAGUGGCUGUCUGUUCAGAGAGCGGGUGUGGCCCAGGCCACUGGAGGCCCUGCUGCUUCCUGGGGGCCGGAAACCAGGGCCCUUCCCCAUGCCCUGUCGGGACACAGGGCUGUGGCUCCACUCGUCACCCCCAGCCCAGCCCGUCCCUCCCAUGGGCAGGACCUUGGUGGAGGAGCCCGCGACUCCUGUCUGCUUUGUGCAUGACCUCGUUCUGUUCCUGCUACCAAGAGCGAGCGAGGAGGUUUGGACCACAGGGACUUCCUUCCUGCGCUGGCCCCAGGCUGCAGGGAAGCCCCUCCCCCGGCCCGUGGGGACAGCUGCACCCCAGCAGAGGCCUGGGGCCAGCUCUGCCAACUGCCCCUCCCUGCCUUGGAGCAGAGGGAGCCUCAAGUGCGGCUCGGCCCAGGUAUCUUCAGCCGCAGAACCUCCUGCGCCCCGCUAGGCAGGCACAAUGGUCUGGAAUAUUCUGAAACCCUUCUCAGAUCUCAGUAUGGCCACCAGCUCAUCCAUGCGAGCCAGGCAGAUGGUUUUGCAAGGGGCCGGGGGCUCCUGAGCCUCUGGCAGCUCUGAUCUGCAGGGAAUCCUUGGGGUGAGCCAGGCUCCAUCGAAGGGGGGGGCGAUGCUGGCACCACAGCACAGAGGCCCCUCCCGCGCUGCCAGUGGGGAGGGGUGAUUAAGUAUUAUUAGUGUCUAUUCUUAAAAUUAAGUGGGUUGGAAAAGAGCCGAGCUGCAGAUGCCAGCGCCUUAUAUGGAACACAAUAGCUGGAGCGCUCAGCCGCGCCUUCGCAGGUACAGCUGCGGG